CCCGCGGGCGGUCGAAUGCGCCGAACCGAAAAAAAUUGGCAGCCGGCAGAAAAAAAAAGUUCAGGCCGGUCUCUCGUUGCUGUUGGAGGAGAGGACCUCGAUCACGACUUUUCCCACCUUUUUUCUCUCCCACCACCACCACAACGCCAACCCCAACGUCUUCGAGAUACCCCGAUUCGCCACAAUGUCUUCGAAGCGAAGGUCAUCCGGCAAAUUCGCGGCCCCGGUCGUUAAGUCCACCCCCAAGGCAUCCAAGACGACAAUCGACGAGAGCAGGGCAGCCGUCUCCGCAACGGACUCGUUACAAGCCGCACUGAGGGGCGACAACGAGGCGAUUGAGAUCUCCUCCGAUGAUGACAGCGACGAGGAUGUCUCUGACGAGGAGAUGGGCGCACCCGACGCCGAGGCUGGCGACGCAACGGAGACGGUGAACGGCAAGGACAACGACGCCGAAAACCCCACACAACAACAAACCAAGACAGACGCUGAAGGCGCCGAGGACGAGGAGGAAGCGGGAUCGCCCACCUUUGGCGAGCUCCUGCGGGGCACAAUCGACGUUCCCGCCAUCCUAUCGCAACAAGGCGACUCCAGCAAGGCCAUCGUCUCGCAGUCAUCAAAAAAGAACCUUGCCCCGCCAUCGCUAUCCUCCCUGAGCACCGUCCUCACCCAGGCGCUCAAGACCGAAGACACCGACCUCCUCGAAUCCUGUCUGCAAAUCACCCAGCUCGAGACCAUCCAGCAGACAAUUGAGCGCCUCGACAGCAGUCUCGCCGGCAUUCUCCUCACCAAGCUCGCCGCCCGGUUCCACAGGCGGCCCGGCCGCGCAGGCAGCCUCAUGAUCUGGGUCAAGUGGACCCUCGUCGCACACGGCGGCGCCCUGGCCGUCCAGCCCAAGGUCCUCGAGCGGUUAGUCUCCCUACAAAAGGUCCUCAGCGAACGCUCGCGCGGCCUGCCCAGCCUGCUCGCCCUCAAGGGCAAGCUGGACAUGCUGGAGGCGCAGAUGCUGCUCAGAAAUGGGCGGCAACGCAGGGGCGGCGCCGGCCAGACCGACGACGCCGACGAGGACGACGAGGAGGAGGGCGCCAUCUACGUCGAGGGCGAGGAAGACGCCGAGGAGGGCGCCGACGCGGCCAACGGCCCCAGCUCAAGAAAGGCUCUGUUGGCCGCCGACGAUGACGACGAAGAGGUCCCCGCCGCAAACGGCUUCAUCGGCGACUCGGAUGACGAAGACGACGACGAAGACGCCAUGGUGGCGGAGGACGAGAGCUCAGGCGAGGAGGUUGUCGAGGAGGACGACGUGGACUACGAGGACGUGGAAGAUUCGGACGACGACGACGACAGCGACGCGGAGGCCGCGCCGCCAGCCAAGGUUCAGAAAACUGCUUCUUCGUUUGCCAAGAGAAAAUAACGGGGACGAGCCGCUCCAGGUGUUGCGACUCAUUAGAGGGGAGGGAGGGGAGGCGGGUCUUAGAACGGCACAUAGACUUGGCUUGGGCCGACAAUUGACAUAAUAUUGUGCAAUAGGGCAAAUCAUGCGUUGUAUGGAGUUUGCGGUCAUCAAAAUCAAAGGGUUUUUGAAGAUUUCGGCAAAGAGUGAGUGGCGUUGCAUCGUCAUGCUCACGUCCUCUCCUGCAAUUUCAUGAACGAAUUGGUAUGCUAGUCAAUCAACACAUCAACAUUGAUAGGCUGCUUGGAUGACCCGACUGAUAUUAACUAUAUCAAGACGGACCAGUCUCAACAUGAGUACUCUAGCUCGGAUUCCAGCCCUCUCCAAAUAGACCACC
Molecule: messenger RNA, 1784 nt
Organism: Colletotrichum navitas
Lineage: Eukaryota; Fungi; Ascomycota; Sordariomycetes; Glomerellales; Glomerellaceae
Product: Dip2/Utp12 family-domain-containing protein
Exons: 1
Coding region: 185-1408 (407 amino acids)
Biological process (GO): maturation of SSU-rRNA from tricistronic rRNA transcript (SSU-rRNA, 5.8S rRNA, LSU-rRNA)
Cellular component (GO): nucleolus
Source: RefSeq, a predicted model, not a curated record